AGUGUCUUCCCUUAGUAUAGAUGUGAUUGACUGUUAAAAAUGUCGUUGUUUUGAUAAGAGCUGUCACCAUGUUGGGAACGCGUUAAAGCAUCGUGGUGUAAAUAAAUACUUAGGUCUAAAAGCAAUAAUUCGUAAAAACGUAGAAACCCCGUAGAGACGCUAUAUAAAGUGCUUUUAAGCAAUAGUUUUAGUGUUACUAAUAAAAUUAAAUCUUCCAUAUUAAAUUUAACUUUAAGUAUAAAAUGUGGCGUGACUUUAAUUGUUAAAUAUACAAUCAAAAUGAUCUUUAUUACUAAAGUCAUAAAGCUUCAAUUACAACAAAAGUUUUCAAGCCUUAUCGCUUCGCAGCGUACAGUCGACGACGGAAGUGCAUAGCUUUGUGUUAAAUAGAAUAAUGUUAAAAAGAAAAUGCCGCAGCGCGCGCCGACAUCAUCAAACUUGAUGCGACCAUUCGUGGUGUUGGCCCUGCCCGGAAUGUAUUUGCUGUAUAAGUACAACCAGUACCGGCAGCAGCAAAUGGAGACCGCGCGGCGCCGAGUCACCGAGCGCGAGCUUAUGCACCUCAACACCAAAAUUGACAAAUUGCUCAAUAAACUGGAAGAAAAUGAACCAGAACUCGCCUCUUCGCCUGAUGAGGAAUGUGUAAUAUGUGUGAACGCGAAGGCGACGAUGCAGACGUCGCCGUGUGGGCACAGAGUGGUGUGCCGGCGAUGCUUCGUAAAGACCAUACAGAUGGCAGUCAGCCAACGCCUGCUACCGCUGCGCUGCGUCAUCUGCCGCGCCAAGAUCCUUCGGCUAAGGCAGGCACCGCGGCUUGUUACCAGCAAGAGUUGGCAGGUGUCGAGUGGCAGCGCGAAGUCGUGGGGAGUGCCAGGCUCUGUGUCCAGUUACUCAGUGGGAGCUCGCUCCGUGCCCGCCUCAGCAUCACUCUACUCCGUCACCAGCGGCGAGUCUUCCCUUUCAGGAGUGUCUUCCGUGUCAUCAAACAGCGGAGGCAACGUCCCGAAUAGCUGUUCGACGAAGUUAUGUGGAGGAGCCAAGUGUGGAGGUGCAUGCCUGGGCGCGGUGCCGAGAGCACCAGUGCCACCACGUCCGCGACAACCUGCCUCUAACUCGCUAAGACGUUCGCAACAUCAUAGUAUGAAGGCCCGGUUACAAGAUUAUCAAGUCCAUAGCUACACGGGAGGACCUACGGCUGGGGAGCCCUCGGGCCGCCUGCCACCCAUAAGAGAGUUCCAGAGGGAAUUCCGCGAGGGACGAAGAGAGAGUGCCGCUGCUGCCUCCGCCUCCACUAGAAUUAGGUGUGCCCAGAAAAUUGUAACGCAACUAGAAACGUCGCCACAAACGGAUAAGCAACAUUUCUUCCGGCCACUAAAACCUUCAAAUAAAGAUGACCCGCCUGAUUCCAGAGAUCACAGCAAAGAGACUGAACGGAAAAAAGAUAACCCCAAAUCAAAACCCAAAAAAGAGGACAAAAAGAAAAAAGAUGAUGAAAACACAAAACAAGAAGACAAAAAUAAAAAAGAUGAAAGUAGUGACAAUAGGAAAAAUGAAUUAGCAGAAAAGAAAAAGGAAGAAAAGAUGAGACUUAAGGCGGAGAAGGAGGCAAAGAAAGAAGCAAAGCUUCAAGCUAAAGAAGAAGAGAGACAAGCUAAACUGUUAGCCAAGGAAGAGGAGAAACAAGCCAAACUAAGAGCGAAGGAAGAAAAGAAAAAGGCCAAAAAAGAAGCAAAGCUCGCCGCGCAAGCUGAGAAAGAGAAAAACAAAUAGAGUUAUAACGUUUAAAUUUUACAUUGUAGAAACUCGUAGCCGUCUUAAAUUUUAGAUUUGAAAAUUGUUAUCAUUGAGGAAUCGUAAAACAAUUUUAAAUAGCGUAUUCUAACAGUCUAUUGUAGUCCAUUACGUACGGUAAAGUAGAUACUGUUAGUUUAAAUUUUAUUUUUUUACUUCGAUCGGAUGAUGAUUGUGUUUACGCUUUGAUACUGAUUUUUACAAUUUUGUUAAUAAUUAUCUA
This is a messenger RNA of Spodoptera exigua (beet armyworm), 2014 nucleotides long. Lineage: Eukaryota; Metazoa; Arthropoda; Insecta; Lepidoptera; Noctuidae. The record is from the annotation of a GenBank genome assembly.